This is a messenger RNA of Euleptes europaea (tarantolino), 1056 nucleotides long. It is a transcript of the gene TBC1D21, whose product is annotated as TBC1 domain family member 21. Gene Ontology annotation, biological process: activation of GTPase activity. The transcript has 11 exons. Gene Ontology annotation, molecular function: GTPase activator activity. Lineage: Eukaryota; Metazoa; Chordata; Lepidosauria; Squamata; Sphaerodactylidae. The record is from RefSeq and is a predicted model, not a curated record. The coding region runs from base 1 to 1056 and encodes 351 amino acids.
AUGAUCAAAGUUACGGACAGGGAAAGGCUCGGGAGCCCCGAUUCAUCUCAAGAGGAUGUUUCAGGACUCAGAGCCUCCUUCUCCUCUUUACUGAGGAUGAAGAAGAUGCCCAUUGACCGGUCUGAGUGGGAAAGUUAUUUCGAUGAAAGUGGCCAUAUUCUGAAAUCCCAAGAGUUUGUUUCGUCCCAAAUCCUGGAGAGGGGUCUGGAUCCCUCGGUGAGAUCGGAAGCCUGGAAGUUUCUCACAGGAUACUAUUCGUGGCAAACGUCUUGCGACGAGAGACUCACCGUUGAAAGCAUGAGAAGGAAAAGUUACGAGUCCUUGUGCAACAUGUAUGACAAGAUCCAGCCCUUGCUGGAGACCGAACACCGGGAUUUCAUGGAAGUCCGCAACUUCAUCAAGUCUGAUGUGCAGAGGCUUUACAUCAAAGAUGCCCAAGGCAACACCAUUGUGGACAAGGGUCAGCUGGAAAAGAUCCUUCUGCUAAACUACGUGUGCAACGUGGAGGCUGAAUAUCAGCAGGGUUUCCAUGAGAUGCUUCUACUCUUCCGGCUGCUUGUGGAAAAGGAGCACGAGAUCUAUUGGCUGUUCCAGUUCUUUCUCCAGAAAACAGAGAACAGCUGCAUCUUGAACAUAGGGGUGGAGAAGAACCUGACCAUGCUCAAAUGCUUGAUUGGUUUUAUGGACCCCAUCUUUGCGAAGCAUCUGGAAGGAAAAGGUCAAGUGAUUCAGUCCUUGUUCCCAUGGUUCUGCCUCUUCUUCCAGCGGGUCUUCAAGUCCUUUGAUGACGUCUGGAGACUUUGGGAGGUGUUUCUAACCGGGAUGCCCUGCAGAAACUUCCAGGUGAUUGUAGCCUACACGAUGCUACGGAUGGUGAGAGACCAGAUCCUCCAAGAAGACAUAAGCGGGGACGACAUUGUGAUGCUUUGCAAUAACCUCAUAGAUCUGGAAGCCAACGAGUUGAUCUCCAAAGCUUGUACCACCUAUGAGCUUGUCAUGAAAUAUCCAGAAAAGGUCCCUCAGGAGCUGCAAGAGUUCUUCGGCCAGCCACAGUAA